AUGCCACAAAAAGCAUCCUCGCAUCGCCCAAGUACCCUCGUCGCCCAGACCUCCGACAUCCUCUCCGACAUCCUCGUCCACCUCCCACCCUCUUCCCUCUUCUCCUGCCUCCUCACCUCAUCGACCUUCUUCCACUCCGCCGCCCCUUUGCUAUAUCGCGAACUACAUGUCAAGCACGCAAAAGACUGCUUUGUCGGGUCCACGAGGGAGAGAGCGGCGAGUGGGAUCUUUGAUGUCGGCCCUAGCGUCCCGACGCCGCCUUCGCCUGCGGACCCUUACAGCAAGAACACGCUUUUGAAAUAUGUGAGAGACGUGCAUAUCCACACGCAUGGCAAGAAUGAGUGCCCUUUCGUGCUGCACUAUAUCAAUCCUCUCCCGAAUCUACAAUUCGUCCACCUCGCGAACGGGCCGACGCCGGAGGAGCUGGCUUCUGAGGAUGUAUGCACCAGCGAGGGGUGCCAGUUUUUGGCCAAAGUGUGUGAAGGGGCGAAGAAAGUGCUAUUGAGGAGUCUAGAGAUGGGCCCCAUCAAGCCGCUCAAAGAGCUCGAGCACAUCGUGCUCAAAGUCCGGCUUUGCCAACUACCAAUCUACCUCUUCCAAGACCCCAACUACGUCUGGCCCCUCCCCAUCAUCGCAUCCAAAGCCACCACCCUCGACCUCGUCUUCUGGGACGAACGCCAUUGUUUCCGGGUGGACUGGCAUAAAGUGCCCGGGGGGUUUACGCGCUCGUCGAUGGGGUUGACGUUGAGCAAGAUGGUCAUCGGGAACGGGGAGGGGAUCCGGAUGAAGGGAUGCUCGUAUUGUGAUGAGCGGGGGUGUGUGAGGCAUUUGCCGGAUGCGAGGGCGCAGCUACCGGCGUUGAUGUAUGCGCUGGGAGAAGGGUCGGAGGUAAGGAGGGUGAGAGUCUGGAAUUGUGAAAAGACGGCGGGGAGGCAGUGGGAGAGGGCAGGACCGGUCAGUGUGGAGGAGGUGAAGAGGAGGAUGGAAGAGUCGUUUGUGAGAGGGAGAGAGGAGAGGGCGAAACUGAGGACGGGGCAGGAUGUGGUGCUGGGGUUGGAGGUGUCGUUCCAGUCGUCGGCAGAGUAUUACAACUCGCCAGCGAGAUGGAACGGAGAGAUGGACGACGAGGAGAGAGAUUACUGGAGUAUGAUGGCCAUUCCUCCCUCCGGUAAAAUAUUGAGCUUGAGAGGGGAAGCGACAGCCAUGAUCGGUGGAGAUGAGACGAGGUGGGAUGGAUACACAGAGCACGAACUGGAGGAGAUGAUUGAGACGGAGAAGCAAUGGCAAAGGGCCAUAGACACUGUAGUGAGAGAAGACGAGGAGUGA
Messenger RNA from Cryptococcus amylolentus CBS 6039, 1326 nucleotides. RefSeq lists its product as hypothetical. The transcript has a single exon. NCBI's taxonomy places the organism in Eukaryota, Fungi, Basidiomycota, Tremellomycetes, Tremellales, Cryptococcaceae. Bases 1 to 1326 code for a protein of 441 amino acids. The record is from RefSeq and is a predicted model, not a curated record.